Nilaparvata lugens (brown planthopper) is the source of this 384-nucleotide messenger RNA. RefSeq lists its product as uncharacterized. The record is from RefSeq and is a predicted model, not a curated record. The transcript has 4 exons. Lineage: Eukaryota; Metazoa; Arthropoda; Insecta; Hemiptera; Delphacidae. Bases 1 to 384 code for a protein of 127 amino acids.
AUGCGCCAGUGUUCCGUCAAGAUCUCUGGCGGAUCCCUGAGUUUAUCGGAAGAGCGUGACAGACCACCCCUAGUGUCUGACUUGAAGUCAUCUCUGGCUCCAUCAUCCUCCAGUCUCAACACUCCAAAGUUGUCACAGCAAACCUCCAGUCAAGAAGUUUCGAUGGAGGAGAGUGAAACGGGCGUGGUCGCAGGUGGUAGCGGGGCGAGUGGAGGGGGAAUUGUGUGCCUGAGCACGGCAAGCCUAGCUUCGACCAGCAGCAGUAGCAGUUCUGAGCCUAGGUAUUUGUGCCUCAAUGUUAAAAUCGAAUUGCGAAGACGGAAAGACACAACAUUCAAUAGUUUUGUUGUUUUCACUGUUUUAUUCCAUAUCGAGACAAUUUAA